This is a messenger RNA of Lynx canadensis (Canada lynx), 3397 nucleotides long. It is a transcript of the gene RASIP1, whose product is annotated as Ras interacting protein 1. Gene Ontology annotation, cellular component: cell-cell junction. The record is from RefSeq and is a predicted model, not a curated record. Gene Ontology annotation, biological process: negative regulation of Rho protein signal transduction; angiogenesis; signal transduction. Lineage: Eukaryota; Metazoa; Chordata; Mammalia; Carnivora; Felidae. The transcript has 12 exons. The coding region runs from base 289 to 3180 and encodes 963 amino acids. Gene Ontology annotation, molecular function: GTPase binding.
UCAGUUCCCUGUGUCAAGGCAGUGCCCAACUAGCUGAGAUGUCAUUCCAGAAUCAAGGAGUAGAGAAGGGCCUGCCCUACGCAGAUCUCCUCCCCCAGGCCCGGUCCCCUCACAGGACGCCCCCUCCCAGCUCUUCCUGCCGGGUUUCCUCUCGCCUUUUCCUGUCCCCCACCCAGUGCUGGGAGCCGGGGCAGAGGCAAAGGCUGAACGGGAACAGCGGGGUCAGGAAGCAACCAGGGCCAACGGAGCCAGGGCCCCGGGGUGCUGUUGGGACCUGAAGCAGGGGCCAUGCUAUCUGGUGAACGGAAAGAGGGCGGAAGCCCCCGCUUCGGGAAGCUCCACCUCCCCGUGGGCUUGUGGAUCAAUUCUCCCAGGAAGCAGCUGGCCAAGCUGGGACGCCGCUGGCCUAGCGCCGCCUCUGUUAAGUCUUCUUCCUCGGACACGGGGAGCCGCAGCAGCGAGCCGCUGCCCCCGCCGCCGCCGCACGUGGAGCUGCGGCGAGUGGGCGCGGUCAAGGCGGCCGGCGGAGCCUCCGGGAGCCGCGCCAAGCGCAUCUCCCAGCUCUUUCGGGGCUCGGGGACCGGGGCCACGGGGUCCGGCGGCGCGGGAGGCGCCGGGACUCCGGGGGGCGCUCAGCGCUGGGCCAGCGAGAAGAAGCUGCCUGAGCUGGCCGCGGGCGUGGCCCCCGAGCCCCCGCUGGCCGCCCGCGCCACGGCACCCCCGGGGGUCCUCAAGAUCUUCGGCGCCGGGCUGGCGUCGGGCGCCAACUACAAGAGCGUGCUCGCCACUGCGCGCUCCACGGCACGCGAGCUGGUGGCCGAGGCGCUGGAGCGCUACGGGCUGGCGGGGAGCCCCGGCGGGAGCCCAGGCGAGAGCAGCUGCGUGGACGCCUUCGCGCUGUGCGACGCGCUGGGCCGGCCCGCGGCGGGCGGCGUGGGCAGCUGCGAGUGGCGGGCGGAGCACCUGCGCGUGCUGGGCGACUCGGAGCGUCCGCUGCUGGUGCAGGAGCUGUGGCGAGCGCGGCCCGGCUGGGCGCGCCGUUUCGAGCUGCGCGGCCGCGAGGAGGCGCGCCGCCUGGAGCAGGAGGCCUUCGGGGCGGCGGACAGCGACGGCACGGGUGCCCCCUCGUGGCGGCCGCAGAAGAAUCGCUCCCGGGCGGCGUCCGGAGGGGCGGCCCUGGCCAGUCCGGGCCCGGGGUCCGGGUCAGGGCCCCCCGCUGGGCCCGGGGGCAAAGAGCGCUCGGAAAACCUGUCCCUGCGGCGCAGCGUGUCGGAGCUCAGCCUGCAGGGUCGCCGGCGGCGGCAGCAGGAGCGCAGGCAGCAGGCACUUAGCAUGGCCCCGGGGGCAGCCGACACCCAAAUCGGACCUGCUGACCCUGGCGACUUCGAUCAGUUGACCCAGUGCCUCAUUCAGGCUCCCAGCAACCGUCCCUACUUCCUGCUGCUCCAGGGCUACCAGGACGCUCAGGACUUCGUGGUGUAUGUGAUGACGCGGGAGCAGCAUGUCUUCGGCCGGGGCGGGAACUCCUCGGCCCGUGGUGGGUCCCCGGCCCCGUAUGUGGACACCUUUCUCAAUGCCCCCGACAUCCUGCCGCGGCACUGUACGGUGCGUGCGGGCCCUGAGCCCCCCGCCAUGGUGCGCCCGGCCCGGGGUGCCCCGGUCACGCACAACGGGUGCCUCCUGCUGCGCGAGGCCGAGCUGCACCCUGGCGACCUGCUGGGGCUGGGCGAGCACUUCCUCUUCAUGUACAAGGACCCCCGCGCUGGGGGCUCGGGGCCCGCGCGGCCGCCGUGGCUGCCCACCCGUCCGGGGGCCUCCCCGCCAGGCCCCGGCUGGGCCUUCUCCUGCCGCCUGUGCGGCCGGGGCCUGCAGGAGCGCGGCGAGGCCCUGGCGGCCUACCUGGAUGGCCGCGAGCCGGUGCUGCGCUUCCGGCCCCGCGAGGAAGAGGCGCUGCUGGGCGAGAUCGUGCGCGCAGCAGCGGCCGGCGCCGGGGACCUACCACCGCUGGGGCCGGCCACGCUGCUGGCGCUGUGCGUCCAGCAUUCAGCCCGGGAACUGGAGCUGGGCCACCUGCCGCGCCUGCUGGGCCGUCUGGCCCGGCUCAUCAAGGAGGCUGUCUGGGAAAAGAUCAAGGAAAUCGGAGACCGCCAGCCAGAGAACCACCCUGAGGGAGUCCCCGAGGUGCCCUUGACUCCCGAGGCUGUGUCCGUAGAGCUGCGGCCACUCAUGCUGUGGAUGGCCAACACCACGGAGCUGCUGAGUUUUGUACAGGAGAAGGUGCUGGAAAUGGAGAAGGAGGCCGACCAGGAGGACCCACAGCUCUGCAAUGACUUGGAAUUAUGUGAUGAGGCCAUGGCCCUCCUGGAUGAGGUCAUCAUGUGUACCUUCCAGCAGUCUGUCUACUACCUCACCAAGACUCUGUAUUCAACACUGCCUGCUCUCCUGGAUAGUAACCCUUUUACCGCUGGGGCAGAGCUUCCCGGGCCCGGCGCCGAGCUGGCGGCCAUGCCUCCGGGGCUGAGACCCACCCUGGGCGUGUUCCAAGCAGCCCUGGAACUGACCAGCCAGUGUGAGCUGCACCCGGACCUCGUGUCUCAGACUUUCGGUUACUUGUUCUUCUUCUCCAAUGCGUCCCUCCUCAACUCGCUGAUGGAACGAGGUCAAGGCCGACCUUUCUAUCAAUGGUCCCGAGCUGUCCAAAUCCGGACCAACUUGGACCUCGUCUUGGACUGGCUGCAGGGGGCCGGGCUGGGCGACAUUGCCACUGAAUUCUUCCGGAAACUCUCCAUAGCUGUGAACCUGCUCUGUGUGCCCCGCACCUCCCUGCUCAAGGCUUCUUGGAGCAGCCUACGAACUGACCACCCCACGCUGACCCCUGCUCAGCUUCACCAUCUGCUCAGCCACUAUCAGCUGGGUCCUGGCCGUGGGCCACCACCUGCCUGGGACCCUCCCCCUGCAGAGCGAGACGCUGUGGACACAGGGGACAUCUUCGAGAGCUUCUCCUCCCAUCCGCCCCUCAUCCUGCCCUUGGGCAGCUCGCGCCUGCGCCUCACGGGUCCCGUGACGGACGACGCCCUGCACCGCGAACUGCGCAGGCUCCGCCGCCUCCUCUGGGAUCUUGAGCAGCAGGAACUGCCGGCCAAUCACCGCCACGGACCUCCCGUGGCCACGCCUCCUUGAGGACCAAUAACCAACGAGCGCGCGACCCUUGAAAAUUCUUCGGCUUCUGCUCCCUGGAGCCCGCCUGAGCUCAGGGCUCUCUGGGAGUUGUAGUUCUUUCCCCCGCGUGGCAUGCCGGGAGUUUGAGUUUUCGGGUAGUAGAGGAUGGGACAGUGGGAAGACGGGCUUGGGAGGUGAGGGCGAGGAGCAAGCAAUAAAGGUAUCUGUGGUGUUGGCA